AUGUCCAACGAUGUCCUUACGAUAUAACGUUUUACAACAGACAAUUUCAACCAUAACAUACUAGUGGCGCCAUUUUUUGUGAAACGGCGGAAACUUAUUUAUACUCCUAAUAUCCUUUUUACCUUCGACGCGUAAAGCAUACAUCUUUGCUCUAAGCCCAACGAACUCAGUCAUGAUAGCGCCAUUAUUUUCGUCUUUUAUUAAACCGGGAACUCUUUUGUUAGCGAGAGGCAUACCAUACUUAUUAUUUAUUGGAUAGUCGCUUGUGUCAAACUUGUGAAUAUCGCGUUUUAUUAUUUUGUAAUUUACCGACUUUCCGCGCACGGAUUAGCUCGUCGGGUUUUCGAUGCUAGAUCGCGAAAAUGGUUCAACGCGGGAGAAAAGAAGGCCGGCGGUGCGUUUUAACAUUCUACACGCAAGAUAUGGUUUAAAUUGACGUAUAUUUAUCUAGUGGGACGGACAAUAUAUACACGGUAAUAUACAUACAUAUAUAUCUAUAUAUACAAAUGUCGAUGCGCUUCGUCGCCAGAUCGAGCAAUGGUAUACCGGUGUAAUCUUUGCGCGGGCGCGAUCUACGGCCGGCGUUCCAUGCUUCGUGACGCGAUGGGCGUUGUUUCGCGGUACGGUCUGCGGACUAGCCGUCGUGUCGCGGUGCUCGCGGGCGGGUCGACUUCUCGCGCGGUAUGGCGGUUGCGACGGGAUCGUCGCAGGUAGGCUAGACGCGCGGUACCCUGUCAAGUAACUUGACUCGAGACCCCAAACACGGCGGUCGCGGUUUUGAUGGGUGUCGCGAGGUGAGGAGGGUAGCCUCCGGGUCGCCGGGGAUCGGCUCGCUGACCAAGACUCUUGGUGCUUGAGCGGGUCUCGGCUCGUGGAGGCUGAUGUAUUCGGAAUAAAUUGGCGUCGGAGGCGGAGUACCCUCUCGCCGCGGCCAAGCACUUUUCGACCGGGUUUCCGACUUCGGGAGCAGGAUAUCACCAACGCAGCGGAUCGUUAUCGGAAAGCUGGUCGGUGACGGAGUCGCUGUUUCUCGUCGCGGUGGCCCUAUUUAUACCGAGCGACUCCGCUCGCCUCCGUUAUCUUUUCGGCGCUUAACGGCGGAAUCGUCGGGGUAGGGAGGACCGCGUAUCCUCCGAGUGCGCGUGCGCGCCGACUCAGCACGUGCGAUGGCUCGGCGCUCCUCUGGCGGUGUUUGUCGCCAGCAUAGAACUUAUAAACAUGGAAGGGGAAUAGGAAGACGCGACUGUGUCCAAGAAGCGAGACAACAAUAUAUAGUUCUGUCUCUUUUCAUUACUUUUCCUCGAAAUGCGCAUGCGCGGUCGGAGUGAGAUUGUGUUAUGUACAUAUAUUGUACAUUUUGGUUGUGUAUGUACGUUGAUAUAAAUCGAGUCAGGUUAUAUUAAAGUUUAGCGACAAAAUCAAGCGUCAGUUUUUGCCUGUGCUAAUUUGUGCUGUGCCUGAUAGAAAAACAAAUUAGAAAAAGAAAAAUGGGAGUGUAUUGUCUGCUGUGCGGCAAUCGAAACAAAACCGUUUCAUAUCACCGGUUUCCGAAAAAUAAGCAAGAUCGAGAAAAAUGGCUAUCCUUCUGUGGAAUCAAGGAGCAGGAUCUUAAUACCGCUACCUUCCUAUGUUCCAAUCAUUUUAAGGAAGAAGAUUUAAAGAAAAAAUUAAAUUGUUUAAUUACAAAUCCUGGAGCAAUACCAUCUAUAAAGACACAGAAAAGGAAAAAAUCAAAUACAACAGACAAGUGUCUGCCACCAAUAAAAAAACACAAUUUGGGUGAAGUUGUGUCCAUUGUAGAAGCUGAUGCAUCCAAUUCUCCGACAGCAGCUAAUACUAUAUUUACAUUGAUUGAAGAUUCUCCGACAGCAGCUAAUACUAGAUCUACAUUGAUUGAAGAUUCUCCGACAGCAGCUAAUACUAUAUUUACAUUGAUUGAAGAUUCUCCGACAGCAGCUAAUACUACAUCUACAUUGAUUGAAGUGAACCGUCGAACACUUCCAAUGACUGUUCCCGAACCUCGAUAUGUUGGCGACAUUCGAACACCACAUUUAGCUACACCUCGACGAGCAAAAAGAGCUGUAGCUCUAACACGACGAGUUAUCAGUCAAUAUUCGAGGAACAUUAAAACAUUACAACAAUCACAAAACAGAUUACGUGCACGUAAUGGCAGUCCUGACAUCAUGCAUGAGAUAUUAAAGAGGAAGAAAGGAUUGAAGAAAAAGUAUUCAGAAGAGUUGAGAAAGUUUGCGUUAACUUUAAAUUUUUAUUCUUCAAAGGCCUAUGAGUACGUCAGAAAAACUUUUAAAAAUCUUUUACCCGAACGUUCCACUAUCCGUAAGUGGUACAGUGUUAUAAACGGGCGACCUGGCUUCACAGACGAGAUUAUGAUGGGAAAAGGUAUUACGGACAUGUUGAUCUCGGAAUAA
Molecule: messenger RNA, 2429 nt
Organism: Solenopsis invicta (red fire ant)
Lineage: Eukaryota; Metazoa; Arthropoda; Insecta; Hymenoptera; Formicidae
Exons: 6
Coding region: 1488-2429 (313 amino acids)
Molecular function (GO): sequence-specific DNA binding
Source: RefSeq, a predicted model, not a curated record